Colletotrichum orchidophilum is the source of this 156-nucleotide messenger RNA. RefSeq lists its product as uncharacterized. Lineage: Eukaryota; Fungi; Ascomycota; Sordariomycetes; Glomerellales; Glomerellaceae. Bases 1 to 156 code for a protein of 51 amino acids. The record is from RefSeq and is a predicted model, not a curated record. The transcript has a single exon.
AUGAGCGCGAAAAGCGACAGUCAUCGCCUCGAUAAGUUGACCAAUGAUGGCGGGUCGGUGAAUAUGGGAUGGACCGAUAUGGACAACGACAGCGAAGAGCGCAUCAUGGACAGUGAGCACAACGUGUCUGUGUCGGCUAAGCGUUCGGACGAGUAG